This is a messenger RNA of Synchiropus splendidus (mandarinfish), 2397 nucleotides long. It is a transcript of the gene c6h6orf89, whose product is annotated as chromosome 6 C6orf89 homolog. The transcript is spliced from 7 exons. The record is from RefSeq and is a predicted model, not a curated record. Bases 832 to 1830 code for a protein of 332 amino acids. NCBI's taxonomy places the organism in Eukaryota, Metazoa, Chordata, Actinopteri, Syngnathiformes, Callionymidae. Gene Ontology annotation, cellular component: nucleolus; Golgi membrane.
UGGGAGUUUUUUAAUCCACAGGGGCUCGUAUAUUCUGCUGUUGUAGUGGAGAACAGAAGGUAAGCCGUCUUUCUUUUCAAAAGUUUGUACUGACGUUUACUAAGGUGAGCAAACAAAUGCUAAAGUCGCUAAGACGUUAGCGCUGAACAACUUCCUCCUCCCAUGGCUUUAUUGACAUCCAAAUGCUGCACAACCUCAAGACAAGAUUGGUCUUAACAUAUUCACAGUAAUUCGCCAUCAAAACGGUGCAUUCAGGAGAGGCUUAUUCUUUUACACGGUCUUAAUGCCAACACAUUAGAUCCAUGUCAAUAUUGCAGGGUCCUGUUGACAUCCAGGCAGGAGGGUUGUUAUGGUGUGUCAACAUUUGUACGGCACAUCAUAACAAUACACGCCAUAAUAUACAUUAUUUCUUAUCGAAAGAAAUUUGUUCUGAUUCAUCUACGGGGAAGUUGAAGAGGGUAUAACUUCUACGAACAUAUACGCAUUUGCAAUUCAACCUUGAACAGAGGCUGCUAUAGGAGACUGACAUGGUAGUAACGUGUGUUUGAUGGUAAUAUUUGCUAUUGUAACAUUUUUAACAGAAAAACAGUGUAAAAAACGUGGUUUACAUCAAAGGGUUAGGGUUAUUGAAAAAAUCGAAUUCAAUGACUCUUGUUUUAUAUUAAACUUCAACAAUUUUCACUGAGCUAAAAACUUUUAAUAACAUCAAAAAAUAGCAUCAGCUAUCUGGCUUUCAUGAAGUUGUUGUGACGUCUGGUGACUCCACAGUUGACAUGAUGCCCAGGGUUGGCACAAGUGACCAAAGCGAUUGACAAAGACUCAGAUGCCACCAUGGGAACAACCACGAGUGAGCCGUGCAUCUACGAUAAGCUCUCGGAAAGCAUCGACAUCCUCCGACAGUCAGGCUACCGCUAUGGAAUGUCUGAGAGGGAGAUCGAGAGGUUCAUUAAGCAGGUUCUGGAGACGAAUGAACCCAGAAGAGAGCCACCUCAGUUUCCCAUCCUGAGAGCGACAGUCAAGUUUGUGGUGGCAGUGGGCUUCCUGCUGGUGGUGGUUCUAGCCUUCACCUACCCACAGAGUGGCCCUGAGCUCGGUCUGGUCCACCUGGGCUCCUACAACUGGUCCUCGCCGCUGAGCCACGUCCGGUUGCUGUCGCUACCCAUUGCCAAGAAGUACAACCUGCAAGGUUUUCAUGAGUGGUGGAGUGGUGGUGCCCUCAGGCAGAACCUGGUCAACUGCUCAGGAUGUGCGGAGAUCUCCUCAGUUCUAGAGGUCCCAGAGAGCCUCAGGGGGAUGGUGAAUCUGCGACGGGGACCGCAGCUUGUCUUGCUCAAGGGCGGUGAGUCGCUCAGCAUUCAGCGACAGCAGCUGGAAGAACUUUACUCUGCUCAUUCUGGCUCCAUGUUCAUCCUGCUGGAGGAGGAUGAUGGUCAGCUGGAGAACCACGUAGUGCUUCCCCAAGGGCCUGCCAACUUCACUUUGCUCUGGAGGUUUAGCUCAGGCACCAGAGAGAAGGUUCUGCGGUGGCUGUUCCCUAAAGCAGAGCUCUGCCCCCUACUGGAUAGCGUUGGGACUGUCCUGCAGCGCUGUAUGGUCACUCACAGCAUGAACUCGCAGAGUAAGGGUGUCGGGGUGUCUGGCUGGUUGGUGGUGGGGGAGGGUCUACCCACAGUCCGGAUUCUGCCCGUACCACGCUGCCAGAAGCACUGCAACUCCUUCAACCUGUGGCUCUCACCUGGAGACAUUGUCUAUGCCGAUACUCGCUACUGGCAGAUGGAUCUGUUCCCUGGCCGCGGGCAGAACAUCAUCUGUGACGGAUCUGCUUUCUGAUGUGGAGGGAGUUCUGGACGACAUGAUGCCUUCUUUAUAUAGAACGAAAGUCCUUACUGGAGUUGUGAGAACUGGAUUCAAAAGCGUCAGGGUCAAUGGGGUUCUUGUGUGUUUUCGUCUGGAUAAAUGAGUGCCAGUGAUUUUUCUGAAUCAACGUCAGGAGCCGGUGAUUGGUACACUGAUCAUUAUGGGAUACAGUCCGGUCACAUGGGCGAAUGGAGAAAACAACGACAGAAUUUAAGAAAAAUUUUAUUUUUGUAAUUGUGGUGAGGUUCGCUGCUUCACUGGGAUCGAUCAGGUUUUUAAAAAUAGUUUUCCGAUUCAACAAAGCUGCUUCUGCUUAUUUAUUGUAGGUAAUAGUUGUAAAUAUGGUGAAGCUUUUAUUUAAAUCUGCUCCAGCGUCAACACCCUGCUGUUUUAAUGAAAGUAUUUUGUCACUCAUGGAAUGAAGAAAAUAUGAAAACUGUUGAAUGUUGGUUGAUGCCAAACAUUAUAAACCAUCUUUCAAUGUUCACUUUGCACAAAAUGUUAAUAGUUUUGAGAAAAUAAAGCUCAUAUUGUGUUCAA